Molecule: messenger RNA, 1209 nt
Organism: Microthlaspi erraticum
Lineage: Eukaryota; Viridiplantae; Streptophyta; Magnoliopsida; Brassicales; Brassicaceae
Source: the annotation of a GenBank genome assembly
AUGAUCUGCUCAAGUGGAGGAACGAUCGUAAUAGCUAGUGGAUGCUCAUUUCCCAGAUUACCCGUCGAAAUUCGAAAUCAUCUUCCGAUCAAUGUUAGAGCUCGUCGACGAUCAUCAAUGGCGGUGGACGCGAUGGUAGUGAGAUCAAAUUACUCUCCGUUGGUUCAGUUACCCGGAGCCAGCGAUCGACUCAGUGCUGUCUUCUCCAUACGAGAGCUCAAACAGAAGAAGAGGAAGAGGAACAUAAGCUGCUGCGUUUCGCCUUUGCCGACGCCGACGACGGUGGUUGAUGAGGAAGUGGCUGUUAGACGGGGUUUGGCAAUGAGGCGGGUUUUGGAGGAUGACGGUGGCGAUGGAAGCUCCGUCAGAGAUUUCUCGCUCUUCACGACCAAGAGAGGCGACACGUUGUUCACUCAGUCAUGGACACGUGUUGGCUCCGUUAAGAACAGGGGACUUGUUGUUCUGCUACAUGGUCUGAACGAACAUAGCGGCAGGUAUAGUGACUUUGCAAAGGAGUUAAAUGUUAAUGGAUUCAAGGUCUAUGGAAUAGACUGGAUCGGUCAUGGUGGAAGCGAUGGACUUCACGCUUACGUUCCUUCUCUUGAUUAUGCUGUCACUGAUUUGAACUCGUUUCUUGAGAAGGUAAUCGCAGAAAACCCGCGAUUGCCCUGUUUCUGCAUUGGUCACUCAACAGGAGGAGCCAUCAUCUUAAAGGCUAUGCUAGAUCCAAAGAUCGAAGCUCGAGUUUCAGGGAUUGUGUUAACUUCACCCGCAGUUGGAGUCCAACCAUCUCAUCCAAUCUUCGGCGUAAUUGCGCCUUUCCUCUCGUUCCUCAUUCCAAGAUACCAGCUAAGUGCUGCGAAAAAGAAAGUAAGGGCGGUUUCUCGUGACCCGGAAGCUCUCGUGGCGAAAUACUCUGACCCAUUAGUCUACACCGGGUCUAUCCGGGCACGAACCGGUUACGAGAUCCUUAGACUCGCUGCUCAUUUGCUGGAGAAUCUGAACAGAAUCAAGGUCCCGUUUCUUGUGAUGCACGGCACAGCUGAUACGGUCACGGAUCCUAAAGGUACUCAGAGACUAUACGAUGAAGCUUCCUCGUCCGACAAGUCGAUCAAACUAUUCGAUGGGUUGUUGCAUGAUCUGCUCUUUGAACCGGAACGAGGAAUUAUCGCUGGAGUCAUACUGGAUUGGCUAAACCGGCGGGUUUAA